Messenger RNA from Aphis gossypii (cotton aphid), 1131 nucleotides. Its product is annotated as selenoprotein S-like. The coding region runs from base 260 to 781 and encodes 173 amino acids. The record is from RefSeq and is a predicted model, not a curated record. Gene Ontology annotation, cellular component: endoplasmic reticulum membrane; Derlin-1-VIMP complex; Derlin-1 retrotranslocation complex. The transcript has 5 exons. NCBI's taxonomy places the organism in Eukaryota, Metazoa, Arthropoda, Insecta, Hemiptera, Aphididae. Gene Ontology annotation, biological process: retrograde protein transport, ER to cytosol; endoplasmic reticulum unfolded protein response.
CUAUGGUCUACGAACUGAUAAUUCUAUAUAGUAUUGUUCUAUCCAGCAGCUGCUGCUGUGGUACAGUGUAUUGAUCACGGACAUAUAUACGUAUUUACGUCCGUGGUAGUAAUAUUACUAAACAUUACUCCGAAAGUUGUCAAAUUCGAUUGUAUUAAGGUGGGUAGUGAAUUAACAUAAUAUACUUAUUUAUGAAAGAAAUUGCAUUACAUUUUGUUUUUUAAAAGUAAUUAAUGACAAAUGUGUAAAAGUGGAUGAUAUGGAGAUGAUUAAAAUAACCAUAAAUGAAGAAGAUUUGUUUUAUAAAACUCCUACAGACGAGUUCUUAGACUACCUAUGGUAUUGUUUGGAAUUUGUUCAAAAUAAUGGAUGGUACAUUCUGGCUUUUAUAAUAUUGUUGGCAUAUUUAGUCUCUAAAUUAUGGCCUCGUUAUUUAAAAUGGUCAGAACAGCGAGCAGUAGCUGCAUAUGAUGCUGACAUUAAAAAAAAUCCAGAUUUAUAUAAACAAAAACAAGAAGAACUACAAAAAGCUCGAGCAAAAUUCCAAGAAGAAUAUGAGAAAAAGGCUAAGUUAGCACUUGAAAAACAAAAAGAAAAAGAGAAAAAAAUAUUAGAAGAAAAACAAGCAUUAUUAAAUAAUGGAACAGAUGGACAAUCAAUCAAUAGUUCUGAAAAACCAAAAAAAUCAAAACCAGAUUACAAUCCUUUAAUGGGAUCUGGCAGUGGUUCCAAUUAUAGACCUCCAAGGAGAAGUGCAUGUUCUGGAGGUGGGUGUGGAUAAAAAUGAAAAUAUAUAAAAAUAAAUAUCCUUAUCAAAUAACUAGUAUCUGUUUAAAAUUUAUAUUUCAUAUUACUUAUUGAACUUAUUUCUUCAGUAUAUAUUAUAAAAAACUUGCAGUACAUUGAAUCUACAGUAGUGUAAACAUUGUAAAAUGUUAUGUUUUGGUCAUAAUUUAUAAAUAUACAUCUCAAUAUUAAUCUGAAAACGUAAUAUUAUUAUUUAUGUCACUAAGAAUUUUAAUAUUUGUUAUAAGUAAUAAUCUUGGAGUUUAUACUUAUUGAUUUUAAAAUAAGGUAUGUAAUAAAUUAACAAUAAAGGGAUUAAUAAAAAGCAAAAAUAUGUAGAUUGUA